This is a messenger RNA of Ahaetulla prasina, 1723 nucleotides long. It is a transcript of the gene CCDC122, whose product is annotated as coiled-coil domain containing 122. Bases 97 to 882 code for a protein of 261 amino acids. The record is from RefSeq and is a predicted model, not a curated record. The transcript is spliced from 4 exons. NCBI's taxonomy places the organism in Eukaryota, Metazoa, Chordata, Lepidosauria, Squamata, Colubridae.
AAUUACUUUUGAGAAUUAGGAGUAAGGCAGAAUUGAUGGCGGUGUGGGAUUCACAUUAAUUCCUAUUUUUUUCUUCUUCUUCUGCGUUUUCUAGGCAUGGCUGACUCAGAUGCAUUGGGAAUUGCUGAAAUGGUGAAACGGGUAGCAGAGCGACAAAAUACUCAGGCUUGUGAAAUACAAAAGAGCAAGGAAGUGCUCACACAAAUGCAGGCUCAGCUUCGGGAUCUUGAGAUCCAGAGGAACUCCGUGGUAGCCGAAAGAAAGGCCGUUGAAAGACAAACGUACUUCUCCGAGGAAGCCCUCGCCACCACCAGAGGCCACCUCGAAGAUCUGGAGGCUGAAAUCUCAGCCUUGCACGGCGAGAACGUGAAGCUGUCCCAGGAGGUUGACGUUCUACAAGAAGAGUUGGAAAAGAAGAUGUUAGAAAACGGGGCUUACUAUGAGAAAAUGGCCGCCCACCGAAAUCGGUUUGAGGGAGCAGAAAGCAAACUGCCUUUUGUGGUGGAGCUGGUGACAAAAAGGGCCACCAUCCAGCAGCUGAUGGAGAAGAAGGAAGGGCUGGUGGCUUCUCUUCGCGAAGGAGAAGAACAGGAUACGGUUGGCCAAGUCCAGGAUGAAAUCUCUUGUCUGCAAAGUGAAAUAAAGGUUUUGAAAGAGGCUGUCGGUGAAAAGGAGAACAUCAUUCGAGAUGAAAAAAGUAGGCAGGCUACGCUUCAGAAAGAAAUUGAGCUGCAGAGGAAGAGAUCCGAAGCGGUUCUCAAACGGUUGCGUUGCCAAGUGAACAAUCUGGAACUGGAGAGAAAGCAGCGGCGUUUGAAAAUGCAGCAGCUAGAAGAAGAAGAAGAAGAAUUACGUAAGAUGUUGCAAGCCACAGAUGAGUAAACUCAACCAAGGAGAUCAGCUCCUGCUUUCAAGGCUUCAUGUUUUUGGUUUUUGUUCAUCAAACUUCUGUCUUUCCCAUCUGCGUUAGUUUUGCGGUUGUGUUGUUUUUUCCCCCUGGCUGUUCUCAUAAUCCUAGCAACGAAUGGCAUUUAUUAUUGAUGCAAAAGUAAAUUUUGCAUCAAUACAAUACAUAAUACAUAAUGUGAUACAUAAACACGGAGGAAAGGCUUAAUAACCGGUUGCUCUUUGAUUUGCUGCUGUUCCGAUGUUUAGUCUUUGCUCCCUGCGGUUAGACCUUGGAAGGGCGAGCUAAGGAGGCUGCAGUUGAUGCCACGUUAAUUUUACGAGGCACUAAACGAGGCCUCGUUCAGAACUGGGACUUCCCAAAGGGUCAGAAAGUUUAAUCAUUUAAUAAGAUAAAAUGUGUGUGGAUCACUGGCGGGUUGAAAACCCAACUUCACGCAAUGCGGUUUGAAGCAUGCUUAACCAGAGCAGCACCUUAGCGAAAAAAUAAUUAAAGACAGGGGGCAUAAUGAUAUUUUAACGAGCCCAUGAGUGUCCUUGGAUAUCUUCAGCACUUUUGGGAGGUCAGUAAAUGCUUGGAAUUAUAGAGUGGGAAGGAAAGAUGGGUUGGUCAGGAGUUGCAUAACUUUUAAUGCAGAAAAAGCCGGUUCCGAAACACUCCACCAGCCCUCCAGAACAUUCAAAACAAGAUAAAAUCAAAACGCAGAGGCCUUUUCUUUAAAAAAGAAAGCAUGAUAUUCCAGUAAAACAAAAUUCUUUGCUUUUUCUGUUACCUUUUCAAAGUCCACAUCCAUUUGACCCAUCCUUCCUAUCGCAA